CUGCUCUAGUGAUUUGCCAGAGCUUUAGCUUUGAAGGAAAGGGUUGCAAAGAGCCAGUUAGAGUCAACGACGUAGUGAAGGGACGAUGGAUGCAUGACGGCUCCAACGGGCCAAAAGCGAAGCAACGAGAAACACAAUUAAAAGUUGCUCCCACAGCUUUGUGGAUAUAGAGGAGAUUACAGGAUCACAUCGACAGCUGACAUGAGGUUAGUCAGCACAGGGGUCCGGGCCCAGCGGGCCGCGGAGCCGUCUGAACCAGAGGCAGAGGAAGCGACGGAGCCGGUUCACCAUGAGCACUCUCAUUCAGAGCACCACGAGCAUUCCCACCCAGAACAUCACCCUGGACACGACUACAACCACAUGAAAGAGAAGUUCAUGAAUGAAUUUACUCAUCUGCCAAUUCCCAUCUGGGCAGUGGCAGCCAUCGUUGUGGUGGUCCUGGUUUUGGUGGCGUGCUGCAUCUUCUGUGUUAUCAAAAAAUGCUUUGCGAAAAAGAAAAAGCCGAAGAAGGUGAGGGAGAGGAAGGCAGGUCGCGUCAGAAAGAACAAGGAUGGUGAAGGAGAAGCCGGAGAAAAGGAGGGGGAGGUGAAGAAGGAAGGCGAGGAGCAGGAGAAAGAACAGGAAAAGUUGGGUAAACUGGAGUUCUCCUUGGACUACAACUUCACAGAUACCCAGCUUAUAGUGGGCAUCCUCCAAGCUCAGGACCUUGCUGCUAUGGACAUGGGGGGAACCUCAGACCCCUACGUCAAAGUUUUUUUGUUACCUGACAAAAAGAAGAAGUAUGAGACCAAGGUUCAACGCAAGAAUUUAUGCCCCGUUUUCAACGAGACUUUCCUCUUCAAGAUCCCGUACGCAGAGUUGGGUGGAAAGACUUUGGUGCUGCAAGUUUAUGACUUUGACCGUUUCUCCAAGCACGACAUGAUUGGCGAGAUAAAGAUUCCCAUGAACAGCGUUGAUUUGGGUCAGCCAAUGCAACAGUGGAGAGACGUGGAGAGUGGUGAGAAGGAGGAGCAAGAAAAGCUUGGUGAUGUUUGCAUUUCUUUACGGUACGUACCCACUGCUGGGAAACUGACAGUGAACAUCAUGGAGGCAAAGAAUCUGAAGAAAAUGGAUGUGGGAGGAUUGUCAGAUCCAUAUGUGAAGAUCGUUCUACAGCAAAAUGGGAAACGCAUCAAGAAGAAAAAGACGACGGUGAAGAAAAACACGCUCAAUCCCUACUUUAAUGAAAGUUUCAGCUUUGAAGUCCCCUUUGAGCAGAUACAGAAAGUGCAGGUCGUCAUCACAGUGUUUGACUACGACAAACUCGGGAGCAAUGACCCCAUUGGAAAGACCUUCAUGGGUUACGGAGCAACAGGAGUGGGCCUGCGUCACUGGUCGGAAAUGCUGGCCAAUCCCAGACGUCCGGUAGCCCAGUGGCACACUCUCCUGCCAGAGGAAGAAGUUGAGGCGGCAAUCAAAGCAAAACCCCGCUAGAGUCGAACUUAUUGCAUAGGCCUACUGUUGACCCUGAUGUUGUCUCAAUUCGUAUGUUAAGUUCUCCAACACAUAUUGUUUCUUUUUUUGAGGUACAUGACACGUGUGUACGAGUGCUGGUGUGUUGUUUUAGGAAAUUUGGUUGUCAUUAAAAAUCCUGCCUCCCCUAUUAAUAUGCGUUACACCUGUAAACUGAUAGGAAUAAGUACUUGUAUAAUGACCAACACAAAAAUGUAAAUGUGCAUAUGUUGUUUAUGCACUUGCAUGGGCCUAAUAAAGAUUUGUGGCAUAAA
Molecule: messenger RNA, 1766 nt
Organism: Hippoglossus stenolepis (Pacific halibut)
Lineage: Eukaryota; Metazoa; Chordata; Actinopteri; Pleuronectiformes; Pleuronectidae
Gene: syt5b
Product: synaptotagmin Vb
Exons: 9
Coding region: 202-1473 (423 amino acids)
Biological process (GO): regulation of calcium ion-dependent exocytosis; regulation of dopamine secretion; synaptic vesicle endocytosis
Cellular component (GO): axon; synaptic vesicle membrane; dense core granule
Molecular function (GO): calcium ion binding; syntaxin binding; calcium-dependent phospholipid binding
Source: RefSeq, a predicted model, not a curated record